AUGCGGUUGCGAUCAUGGCUCUUCUUCUUGCUUUGGGCCAGAAACAUCAACGCCACUCCUCCACGCGAUUACGAACGAUACGACUAUUUUGCCAUCCACCUCGAUCCAACCGCCGUUCCUCAAGAGGUGGCUCAACGAUUGGGAAUACAGUAUGAAGGACAAGUGGGGGAAUUAUCCAAUCACCACACUUUCUCUUGUCCGAAGAAUUCCUGCUCGGAUUUGGAGGACUCACUUCAAGAAUUGCAGCGGCGGAAGAAGCGGAGGCGCCGGCGGCGGCGGGAUGGGAGCGACAGAUACGACCACAGAAGCGCAAUAUCGGUUGACCUGAGUGGUGUUCUAUGGUCGGAAAAACAGCAGCUUCGUCAGCGCUUUGUGAAGCGAGCCCCUCCAUCACGUCUUGAUACCCGCACCCCCCAACAGGCCGCCGAUUCGGAUGUCCCUCAGGGGUCGGAUCAAAACCAGCAACAGCAGGAAGCAAGCCAACGCUUGGACUCGAUUGCACAGACACUAGACAUAAAAGACCCAAUCUUCAAGGAGCAAUGGCACUUGUUCAACACAGAACAGUUGGGCCACGAUCUGAACGUGACGGGAGUUUGGCUGGACGGAAUAACAGGCAACGGUAGUAUCUCUGCCGUCAUUGACGACGGGUUGGAUCUGUAUAGUAAUGACCUCAAGGACAACUACUAUGCAGAAGGAUCCUACGACUUUAACGAAAGAGAAGCUGAACCCAGACCACGUCUCUUCGAUGAUAAACAUGGCACUCGAUGUGCCGGCGAAAUCGCUGCGGUCAGGAACAAUGUCUGUGGAGUCGGAAUGGCUUACGACAGCAAGGUCGCUGGGAUCCGGAUCUUGUCAAAGCCUAUCAGUGACGAGGACGAAGCUAGUGCUAUCAAUUACCACUUCCAAGAGAAUCAGAUCUAUUCUUGCUCCUGGGGUCCACCCGACGACGGCGCAACCAUGGAAGCUCCCGGGAUUCUCAUACAGCGUGCCCUGGUCAACGGUGUGCAGAGCGGCCGCGAUGGGCUGGGGUCGGUUUUCGUUUUUGCGGCUGGCAACGGAGCUGCAAGUGAAGACAACUGCAACUUUGACGGAUAUACCAACAGCAUCUACUCCAUUACUGUUGGAGGCAUUGAUCGGGAUGGUAAUCAUCCGUACUACUCUGAGCAUUGCUCCGCUCAGCUGGUGGUGACGUACAGCUCGGGGACCCAAGAUGCUAUCCAUACCACGGACGUUGGCACCGAAAAAUGCUACAAUGGCCAUGGAGGCACUUCUGCUGCUGGCCCACUGGUUGUGGGGACCGUUGCUCUUGCACUCAGCGUCAGACCAGAUCUAUCAUGGCGAGACUUACAGUACCUAUGCGUGGACACUGCUGUGCCCGUCCAUUUAGAGGAUGGCAGUUGGCAGAAUACGACAAUCGGGAAGAAGUUCAGCCACGUUUAUGGCUACGGCAAGAUUGACGCGUAUCGUUUUGUCGAGGCCGCCAAAUCAUUCGAAUCGGUCAAGCCACAAGCCUGGUUUCACUCGCCUUGGAUCAGCGUUCAGCACGCGAUCCCUGAAGGCGACCGUGGACUUGCUGCGAGUUUCCAGGUGACAGGAGAGAUGCUGAGAAAAGCCAACCUGGAGAGGCUCGAGCAUGUCACAGUGACUAUGAAUGUCGAGCAUGGCAGGAGGGGUGAUCUGAGCGCUGAUCUGAUCAGCCCAAAUGGCGUCGUGAGUCACAUUGCAACCGCACGUCGUCCGGACGGGGCUACAACAGGCUAUGACGAUUGGACGUUCAUGUCGGUAGUCCAUUGGGGUGAGUCUGGCAUCGGGAACUGGACCGUCGUCGUCAAAGAUACCAAAGAAAAUGAGUUCAAUGGCACUUUCAUCGACUGGCGCCUGAACCUGUGGGGUGAAUGUAUCGAUCCUCAAAUCCAAGGCCUUCAUCCGCUACCCGAGGAGCACGACGACGAUCAUGAAACAGCAACCGCUAUUGUAAGCACGACCAGUGUCGAUGCAGGAAGUCCAUCAACUCCGCUACCGGCGACACCGACUGAUCAUAUCGAGCGGCCCACCAGGCCCAAACCAAGCGAGGCCACUGAUACUACGACUCCGGCUGUCACACCCACCCAAACCGUAUCUGUGCCAGCUGCAACGACAACAAAGGUCGCCGAGCCCACUCACACCUAUUCGGACAGCUUCCUUCCCGCCUUCUUCCCGACAUUUGGAGUUUCCAAGCGAACUCAAAUCUGGAUAUAUGGCUCGAUUGGGUUGAUUGUCGUCUUCUGUUCCGGUCUGGGCCUCUACUUCCUCGUCCAGCGGAGAAAGAGACUGCGGAACGACCCCCGUGACGCAUACGAGUUCGAGAUGGUUGGUGAUGCCGAUGACGAUGAACAGCAGGGCCCGAACACACGGGCUGGGCGCGGCAAAGGACGAGCUCGACGUGGUGGGGAGCUAUACGACGCUUUUGCUGGUGAGAGUGAUGAUGACCUCUACAGCGACGAAGAGACCUACCAGGACACGCCUAGCAAUGACACGGGAACAGGUUCGAGGUCUGGCAGCUUUGAAGGCCCAGAAAGGUGA
Messenger RNA from Capronia coronata CBS 617.96, 2562 nucleotides. RefSeq names its product kexin. Gene Ontology annotation, cellular component: trans-Golgi network; Golgi membrane. Gene Ontology annotation, molecular function: serine-type endopeptidase activity. The coding region runs from base 1 to 2562 and encodes 853 amino acids. The transcript is spliced from 2 exons. NCBI's taxonomy places the organism in Eukaryota, Fungi, Ascomycota, Eurotiomycetes, Chaetothyriales, Herpotrichiellaceae. The record is from RefSeq and is a predicted model, not a curated record. Gene Ontology annotation, biological process: protein processing.